AUGGCCAUCGCACGCGUCGUGUUAGCUAUCCACCUCUUCCUCCUCUGCAGUUACCACUCGGGACGUCCCCUCGAGGUCUCCCUCUGGGGACAGGGAAACGCUCACCUGGGGACACAGACCAGCAGGCUGUUGAGGGAAAGCGGCAGGAACGGCCAGGCAAACCGGGUAAAUCAGGCAGACCAAGCAGACCAGGUCGCAUCGCCUCCCAUCUCGGGCAAAGAAAGGAGAAGGGGAAUUGGAAUGACCAGCAAUCUGCAGCUGCUAAGUGGGGAAGAUGAAAAGGAUUCCACAUCUGAGGAAGCCCCUAAUUUGGAAGGGAAGGACAAUGCAGAUGCUGGAAAAGAUGGAGAAAAAGAACCAAGUGAAAAGCAAAGUGGAGAUGUCGAUCCUACCGUGACAGAUGCAGAGCGAGCUAAAGACGAAAACGCCUCAGUGUCUGAGGAAGAGCAAAUGAAAACGCUAGACAGUGGGGAGGAUCACACGGAUGAUGGUAAUGCAGAUGGAGGGCAAGGAGGAGGUGACGGCAAUGAUGAGAACCAAAAAGGGGACGGAAAGGAAAAAGAAGGUGGAGAAGAAAAAAAGGAAGAUGGUAAAGACGACCAUGAGAAAGGAGAAAAGGGAUCUGAGGGCGAAUCGGGGGAAAAGGACGAAGCCGCGCCCAAAGGAGACGCCGCCGAGAAAGACAAAAAAUUGGAAAGCAAAACGGCAGAUGCGAAAGUGUCCGAACACAAGGCAGACGAUGCCAAUCCGGGAGGGAACAAAGAUUCUCCAGAGGGAGAGAGCCCAAAGGAAGGCAACCCUGAUGACCCAAGCCAGAAGAAUCCGGAGGCUGCCGGUGACGACGACAGCAGACUUCACUUAGACAACCUGGACGACAAGGUCCCCCACUACAGCGCCCUGAGGAACAACCGAGUGGAGAAAGGAGUAACGGACACCAUGGUGCUGAACGACAUAAUAGGAGAAAAUGCAAAGUCCUGCUCCGUAGACAAUGGGGGGUGCGCAGACGACCAAAUAUGCAUCCGGAUUGAUAACAUCGGAAUUAAGUGCAUCUGUAAGGAGGGUCACUUAUUUGGGGACAAGUGCAUUUUGACCAAGUCGUCUGCCCUCGGCUCGUUUUUCUCUGCCGGUUUGUUCGCCCUACUGGCUUUGCUCUGGCUGUGUUGA
Molecule: messenger RNA, 1164 nt
Organism: Plasmodium vivax (malaria parasite P. vivax)
Lineage: Eukaryota; Apicomplexa; Aconoidasida; Haemosporida; Plasmodiidae
Product: merozoite surface protein 5
Exons: 2
Coding region: 1-1164 (387 amino acids)
Source: RefSeq, a predicted model, not a curated record